This is a messenger RNA of Hydatigera taeniaeformis, 1575 nucleotides long. Lineage: Eukaryota; Metazoa; Platyhelminthes; Cestoda; Cyclophyllidea; Taeniidae. The record is from the annotation of a GenBank genome assembly.
AUGGCGAGAUGUGCUGUAAUUGGUGGCGGUUUGUCAGGCCUUUCAACAGCAUAUUUACUAUCGCGUCUGCCGCAGAACCAGGUUGGAUAUAUCACCGUUUACGAGAAAAACGCCAAACAAUUUGGCGGUUGCUUCUUAACCGGCCAAAAUCCAAAUACUGGAGCUUUGCAUGACCUCGGUCCACACAGCGCUCGUGUCGCUGUCCCUUCAUCAAGUCCUCUCCUACGCCUGAUCUCGAGUCUCGGAUUCACUCGCAAUGAAAUUUUCUGGCUGCCUCCUUUAAAACGCUAUAUUUACGCCGCCGGAGCACUUAGACCAAUUAAUCUUUUUUCAAUUAAGACAGAAUCACCGUUCACGCGCUCACAUUUGGCUCUAUUCAUUCGACGAGCCUUAACUAGGGGUCCGGGUCCUCUCAUUGACGAUGUGUCUGUUGAUGAGUACCUUAGAACUCGCUUUGAUGAUGAAUUCGCGGAUUUCCUAGGAAGUGCACUGAUGCGCGGUGUCUGUGGAGUUGAUUCCAAAUUAGUUAGCGCCUCAGCCUUCCUAAGCUACUUGAUUCGAUGUGAAAAGGAAGCUCCGAAUGUGAUCAUUGGAGCUGUCAAGAAUAUGACGAUGGGUAAAAUGCGUUCUCUGUACCCCAAUAAAGCGAACGAUGUUUCGCUUCAUGCUCUUGAUAGUCUUCUCUCACCAGUGAGCAAAGACAUCGUUCAAUCCUCAAAUACAAGUGUUUUCAACUUUGCUGGUGGAAUGCAGAUGCUCACAGACCGUCUUGUUAAGGCACUGAGUGAACAGCCCAAUGUGACACUCCUGAAGGGAUCUUGCGUUCGCGCACUUCGUCGUCGAGACAACCGCUACUUUCAGCUAGAUUUGGUUAAAAAUGGAUUUACAUCACCUUACAAAGUAGAGUCCGAUGCCGUCUUUAUUUGCACACCUGCUCAACAAAUGGGUCUGAUUCUAGAAACCGAACCCUUUAUUCCUCUCACUGUGACAAAACUUCUGAGCCCUCAAGUCUUUCCCUCUGCUAGUAUCGGCGUUGUGGCUUUAGAAUUCGAGAUUUCUAACACAGAGCUUCCUCGUGGCUUUGGACACUUGUUGCCGUUGACUGAAGAUGAGACUGUUAUGGGUGUUGUCUAUGAUAGUCUCGCUUCUCCAUUAAUGGAUGGGAAGAUAAUAAAGAAUGAGACACAGAGAACUACUCGCUUUACAAUUAUGCUCGCGCCACGAACCUCAUGGUUAGAAGCCACUUCUGGCAAGACUUCCUUCAAUCUCGAGCGUGAACUUCGCGAGAAAAUGAUCAAAAUCGGUGUCAGUGCUUUAAGAAGACAUCUGAAUUUACAGCUGAAGGAGCCAUGCUUCGCGCAUGUGGGUAUAUGGAACAAUACCAUCCCAACCUACCCGGUCGGUCAUUUGAAAAAUGUACAAGCAAUUCGCAGUGCCAUUAAAGACCGAUUAGGUUCUGAAUCCAGUGAAACCUUGCAUCUUGUUGGGAGCGCUUUGGAUGGAGUUGGUGUUAGUGACUGUGUCGCAAGCGCCGUGAAAGCUGUAUGCAACUUCUCCAAGCGAUUCACUACAUAA